This is a messenger RNA of Apus apus (common swift), 4595 nucleotides long. Its product is annotated as zinc finger protein 185-like. NCBI's taxonomy places the organism in Eukaryota, Metazoa, Chordata, Aves, Apodiformes, Apodidae. The record is from RefSeq and is a predicted model, not a curated record. The transcript has 33 exons. Bases 240 to 2717 code for a protein of 825 amino acids.
CUGUACAGCCACCUCCCCAGAAAAUGGGCUGCCUGGCUUUCCAGAGAUGAUCAGGUUCCUACCACACAGAUGUCACUGUUCCUGCAGGAGCACUGCUGCAGGACCAGCAGAGGUGGAGAGCCCUGCCUGGGACUGAUCUGGAUUUCUGCCUGGAGUAGCAAGGGAGCUGACUGCUGACAUGGAGGAAGGACCUUCUUGUCUUCAAACAGUAGCUGAAGGAGAAGGCAAUUCCAAGAACCAUGAUGUCCCUGGGUGUCAGUAAAGGACGGGCCAUCCCCCCCACGGAUGAAGACCGCAGGAGGAUCAUUAGGCAGAUGAAGGUUCGCACCACCCUGAAGGGAGACAAGAGCUGGAUCCACCACCAUAACUCAGACUCUGAGGAGGAGAAGAAGAGCAGCCCUCUGUCCAGACAGGCUGGAGGGGGGUCCCCAGCCUCAACACCCACUGCUCCCCAGAGUGACAGGUCUCCUGCCUCCAAGCCUCAACCCGGUUACCUCAUCAGGGGGGUGUUCACAAGGACCAUUGAUAAGACCCCUUCUGUGCCAGAUCCUUCACCUUCCAAUGACCAAAAAAGCACUGCCACCAAGGGGCUCAGAUCCUCCUCUGGAUACAGGAUGACCACUGAGGACUACAAGAAACUAGCUCCAUAUAAUGUCAGGCAAAAAUCUGUGGACUUGGAAGAGGAGGAUGCACCUUUUUCUCCAGAUGAGCACAAAAAGAGGACAGAGGCAGCCAACAGUGUCCUGAGGAGCACAGCCAGCAGGGAACGGGCUUAUGUCCUCUCAGCAGCCAAGAAAAGCAACGGCAGCCCGACACAAGACUUUCCACCCUUGUUUGCCAAGAGAAUUGAGAUAGAAGAAGAGGAAGGACAGCAGAGGAGGAGUCCCACUGUGUCUGGUUCGUGCAGGUUUACACCAGAUGACAACAGUACUAAUGGGCUAAGAAAAAACACCUCUGGGUCGUCCUGGAAUGAGCCAAAGGCAACAGCAGCAUCUCCCUCCAGCCCUGAAACAGGCAGUAAGAGCCAAACCACCACAUCCCUGGGCACAUCUUCAGAGAGAAUCUCCACUUCUACUGAGACCAGAAAUGGUGACAACAGAGCAGCCCCCAGCAGGAGAGCCUCGUCUGAGACGGUGUCACCGCAUGGGGAUGGUGACAAACCUCUCAAGGAAAAGCCUGAGCUGUUCCCGUGGGAUGGACUGGCUCCCAGAGCAGCUGUGGUCUCCAGGAAUGGAAGUUAUCCUGAACACACAGAAGCCAACAGUGGAUUUUACCCACCAAGGGACAGACCUGGAGAGGCUACAGACCAGCUGCACGAGACCUCUGGCUGCCUGGAUGAUGCCAAGUUUGAAGCUGCAAGGUCUAGCUUGCUGUCUGAUGGCCCUUCUCCUCCUGCUGAACAAGCCCCUGUGCACCUGGAGAACACAGAAUAUUCCUUUAAAAGGUCUGUCCUGGGCUACGAGGAGAGAAGCAGCAGCCAGGAGGGCAGGCACAGGAGUCCUGGGGUCCCAGCACACAGCAAACCUUGCUGGAGUGGAGAGAUGUCUUCCCAAGAUUUCAAAGAGGGGAACACCCCCAGGGAAAGGGGGCAUGAGAGCACGUGGGCCUCAGAUGACCACAAACCAGAGCUGAUCCGAGGGCUUUCAGACUCAACCAACCAUAGUGAGAAAGGACAAGAACCUCCUGACCAUAAUGUCCACCCAGAGCCUCCCAGGCUGAAGGAACACACUGAACAUGAAUCCAGCAUGACUAGAUCCAGCUCUCCACCCAGGGAAAGCAGCAUCCCUGCUCCAAAGACCCAGCAUGGGGAUGAACCUGAGCCAGUCUGGGACAGGGUCACUCCAGCUUGUGCAGAACAAACCCACCCCACCCCAGAGAGUCACCAUGAGAGCCCGGGAGGCUGGAGACUGGAUGAGCCCAGCAGGUCUAACUUCAGCUCAACAGAGAGUGUGGUUGGUGGGUACGAGAGCCCAGCGCAGGGCAGGGACCGCCCGCCCGCCCCCAGCCACAGGAUCCCCUCCUACCUGGACAGCCAAGUGUUCAGCACCAGGAGACCUACCCCAGAUUAUGAAGGGAGAGGCUUUGAUGGGAGAAGCAGCCCCAGGAACAGCAGGUAUGACAGCACCAGCACCUGGCUGCACGGAGAGCUGAACCCCUCGGCCGGGCGCCACGACUCCCUUCACAGAGACACCAUCAUGUCCAUCUCCCAGAGAAGCCACAGGGUGCCAUUCUACAUGGACAGCUUAAACUAUAACAACAACAGGCUCCUCUCCAGCUCGAGUGAGAGGAUCUGCAGCCCAGGUGCCACCUUCCCACACAGCAGCCCAGCAGCCCCUGGGUACCAGCCUGACUCCAGCACUGCCGGGAAAGGGGUCCUCUUUGUGAAGGAGUACGUGAACAGCAGUGGGCUGCCAGCUUCCCUGCGCUACGGCAGUGGCAGCCUUGUGGAUUUGACCAAUUUGGAGCGAGCGACCUACAACCACCACAGCUACCUGGGCAGCCCUGCCCUGCAGAGGUCCAGUGAACCUCCUUGCAGCUACUGCGGCCGUGAGAUCCGAGACUGCCCCAAGAUCAUCAUAGAGCAUCUCAACAUCUACUGCCACGAGUACUGCUUCAGGUGUGGGAUUUGCCACAAAGCAAUGGGAGAUCUUCUGGAUAAAAUAUUCAUCCACCGGGACAUUGUCCACUGUGACAAGUGCUACGAGAAGCUCUUCUAGGGUUUUGCCAAGCUGGAGAAGGCAGCCAGUGGAAAGUCCUCAGCACACGCAUCAACCUUCAGCUAGCAGUUCCUGACUGGCCAGGAUAGCUGGAUCCCUGCUCGCCCUUUCCUCAAGUUCUUUUCCCUCUCACUGCCUGAUGACAAUGACUGAGUUUAACACCCUCUAGUUGAUGCUGUCAGCUUCGUGCAAGUCAAGUGCCAAGGGUGACAAGAUAAGGCAGUGCCCUCCACAGAAGAUCAGUGGGCUGAUUUUCCAAAGGUGCUGAGCCUCUCUGCCUGUCUUCAGCUUCAUUAGGAUUCCAGAGUGCUCCCUGAGUUGGAAGUCAGGCAGAGCUCCUUAGGUCUGUCUCAUCUAAUGAAGAGAAACCUUUUCUGAUUAUUAUUAUUACUAUUAUUUUCUCCUUUUGUUUCUGCAGUCAGGCUGCAGCUUGGUGAGUGUGAGCUGGCACACAGCAAGCAGAUACCAGAGUGUUAAAACACUAAAUUUGGCUUCUUGGGAGGGUUUGAAUUUAGUUGUUAGCAAAAGCCUAUUUCUGCUUCUCUCAGCCCCAAAUUCUGCCUAGAAAUAGCUCCUGCCUGAUUUCCAUUUGCUUUCCAUGGGCUUUCAGGAGCACUUGCAGACUCGCCUUGCUCUAAUUGUGUGUCAGCUUUAAUUUCCCUUUCCUGCCUACUCCCUGGUGGGUUGCUGCAGCAGCAGCAUGUGUGUCUGCUGCCUGCCUGGGGAGAUAACACCCGCUUUCACCUGGCACUUUAACUUGGCCUCUGAUGGUAGGUGUCUCCUGGCCACACAAAAUGUGCCAGCGAAGAGGGAUCUCAAUUGCCCCUCCUGACAAGGAGCACUCCUUGGCUGAGAUCUGACUUUCCCCCUCCUCUCCAAGGCUGCCCUAAUGCCUCUCUUUUUGCUGUAAAUUAUUUUCCUCACAAAUGCUCACUCACAAAAGUGAACUUCCAGCAGAUGCUGUACUUACUGAAAGCCAGAAUCACAUCACUUUAGCCAUUAAUUCAGAUAUGGAGAAGCUGAACACACUAAAACCUGAAAAUCAGCCUUGGUGCCUUAAAAGUGCAGCUCUGAACGUGUCCACAGCUACUGUUUUGUCUCUGAAAGCUUCAGGAAUGUCUGCAGAGCACCCACGGCAGUUCUUACACGGAAAUAGGUGAUGGCCAAAGCUGUUGUUAGCCGGGUGGCUCUCAGUGCCCCCCGUGGUGGGAGCUGCCAUGCAUGCACCAGCUUGGCAGGGCAGUGUUUUGCAGCACAAGUGCAACUUUGCUUUUCUUCAGGCCACGGUACCAGUUACUUAACCCAGCUCUACCUAGGCAUGGCCUCGGGAGCGACUCCACGAGGGGAACUGCAGCUGAAAGCAAUAACAACUCUGCAAACUUCAGGCUGAGACCUUCAGGCUGUGCCUGGAACAGGGGGGUUUAUUGGGCAGCUCCAUUCUGUGGGACAGCCAGGGGACCAGCGGCCCCUGGAGACCCCCCAGUCACAAAGGCUGCCUGCACUUCGAAGUCAUCCAGAUGCUGAAGAGGGUCACGAAGCAUCUCCUCUCCCCAGGCUGCUCAUUUCUGAAAGCCCCAGGCAGGGGUUCCUGGCCGGUGCCUGUCGCAGAGGCGGGGCAGGGCUGGGGCAGCAGCUGCGACACGGCUCGUUCUGCCACGGUCAGAGGGGGUGGUUUAAAACAAGGAGCAGACGGGCCUGUUCACACAGGUGUGCUCUGAGGGUCUGCAGGAACAGCCUGUUCGCAGACUGGAGUUCCUGAUGGGUGCGUGGCCUUACGGGGAGCAGGAUGUGUCUGUCAGGCGCGCUGUCCCAGCUCUGCCCUGCGCUGCCUCUCGCCCUUGUUGAACAUAAGCUCAAUAAACAGCCCCAGCUCGCGUG